Brettanomyces nanus is the source of this 1455-nucleotide messenger RNA. RefSeq lists its product as uncharacterized. Gene Ontology annotation, molecular function: acyltransferase activity, transferring groups other than amino-acyl groups. The transcript has a single exon. Bases 1 to 1455 code for a protein of 484 amino acids. The record is from RefSeq and is a predicted model, not a curated record. NCBI's taxonomy places the organism in Eukaryota, Fungi, Ascomycota, Pichiomycetes, Pichiales, Pichiaceae.
AUGGGGGGAUUCAAUAACGUUGUGUUCUCUCGAAAUCACUACAUGCCACAUUACGCUGCUCCCUUUCGAAUAGAGCGUGUUACAGUACUAUUGAAAGAUAAAGAAACCACAGCGACGAUCUAUCCGAUAUUUGAUCUGGAAGGACUUCCCGAUAACUUGCUUCUCUUUUUGACACAAGAAUACAACGAUGAGAUAUCACGCGGAGAUACACAGCCGUUCUUUGAUCCACUUACCGUUGAAGAAUUCCGAGAUUAUUGGUUCGGUCAGUUCGCAGCAGUCAUGGUUCUUGGUGAUAGUUCUCGCUUGGACGAGAAUGUCGAUGUGAAGCAAUGGGCAACUAAGUGUUUGGGAACAAUGUUUAUCAAAUCCAGCUAUCCUGGGCGAUCUGCUCACGUUUGUACCGGUAACUUUCUAGUGAAUGCCGGUAUUCGCAGAAGAGGUAUCGGUACUACGUUGACCGAGUGCUUUCUCACGUGGGCUCCACGGUUGGGAUAUAGUUAUUCGAUGAUUGAAUUAAUAUUUGAGACGAAUAUUGCUGCCAAAAAAGUAUUGGAGAGGCUCCAUUUCAGUAAAGUAGGCUGUGUUAAGGGCUGUGGAUUGUUGAAGAGUACCAAGGACUCACUGAUUGAUGCCAUUACAUACGGAAGGGAGCUUCAACUCAAACAGGAGGAAGAUUCUGGGUCGACUAAGCAUGAAUACAUUAAGAAUUAUCUUACAUCAGGGCAGUAUCCUGAGAGUGCUACUCGUCAGGAGAAGUCCAGGCUUCGUGCAUUGGCUUACCAUUACACAGUUCAGGACGACAAGUUAUAUCUGAAAGACAAGGAGGUGAUUUCCAAUGUGACUGAACAGUAUCGCAUAGCUCGUAGAGUGCACAUGCAGUCUCAUCUUGGCAUUAAUAAGACCACUUCGUUGAUUUGCGAGCAUUAUCAUUGGCCCAAAGUGAAAGAGACUGUUUCCAACGUUAUAAAGCAUUGUCCUGAGUGUAAAGAUCCGGCUAGAGUGUCUAUGCUUCGCUCGCAAAUUCUUCCUAGUAGAUCCAACGCUGUUCAUAUGAACUCCAAAGCAGCACAUCAGCCGCUACACUCAUUUCCCUCUCUUAAUUCCGCCGGUGCUCGACCUGUGCGUGCCCCUCCUCCUUCGAUAGCUACCAUUCAGUUAGUAAAUCCUGAGGAUGGAACUACCACGACGCAAACUACAGCUUUCCCAGACAUUUAUAGGAAUUCUGCUACUGAUAACACUACUGUUUACGAUCGAUUAUCAGAGGUCGUAUCAGAUGAAGGUCUCCAGCCACAAACACAACCACAGCCGCAGCAACAGCUACAGCAACAACAACGACAACAACAACAGCAACCCUCCGAUGGCCGUGCGAUCGACGGUGAGCCACUACAACAGCAUCAGCAUAAUAAAUCUGUGGAUUCAUUGGCAUUUAUUCCAUAUUACCUUUCGGAUACCUAG